AUGUUCCGCCAAGCUUUACGUACCCUCCCACACGCUCCAAAGUUCGCUGCUGUCCGUUUAAACUCCACUGUCGCUGUCAAGCCAUUGUCUAAGGCUUUAAUCGGUGGUAUUGAACAGAGAUUCGAGACCUUGGCCAAGGCUGAUCAGAACGAAAUCGUCGAAUCUUUGGCCAAGCGUCAGCAGGGUUCCUGGUCUGAAUUGACCAAGGACGAAAAGAGAGCUAUCUGGUUCAUUCACUACGGUCCAUACGGCCCAAGAAAGCCAUUGUACACUGCUGAAGAUAAGGUCUGGAUCGCCAAGGCUGUCGUCAUCUCCCUCGCCUUCUGUGGUGGUUUGUACGCUUUCCUCAGAUCUUUCGCUGCCCCGCCACCAAAGACCAUGACCAGAGAAUGGCAAGAGGCCUCCGACGAGUACUUGAAGUCCAAGAACGCUGAACCAUUCUCCGGCUACUCCCAAGUCCAAUCCAAAUAA
Molecule: messenger RNA, 471 nt
Organism: Babjeviella inositovora NRRL Y-12698
Lineage: Eukaryota; Fungi; Ascomycota; Pichiomycetes; Serinales
Exons: 1
Coding region: 1-471 (156 amino acids)
Biological process (GO): mitochondrial electron transport, cytochrome c to oxygen
Source: RefSeq, a predicted model, not a curated record